This is a messenger RNA of Plenodomus lingam JN3, 567 nucleotides long. Lineage: Eukaryota; Fungi; Ascomycota; Dothideomycetes; Pleosporales; Leptosphaeriaceae. The record is from RefSeq and is a predicted model, not a curated record.
AUGCGAGCGGUUAUCAGGGCGACAUCGGGCUCCAUCUCAGCAGAGGACUACCAAGCUUUCUGGGACGCCUCCGAUAGGAUACUGGACUACGAUGAGGAACUGGAGAUCGCUGCUGCACAGGUACAGCAGGAGACGGCAAACCGAAAGCCAGUCGACAGGAAGGUCCUUGGAGAUGCAAAGGUUCAGGAGCCGAUCGCCGAAUUGAAGACGGUGCCACCGAAGGGCAUCCUGGGACCAGCAGACAAACAGUAUUCCAUCCUCCCGAGAGGUCAUCGAGAGCUGGCAGCGGAACAAGCACCGCCACAGCGAGGCCCUUCGCAGGUUGGGCCCAUGGAUGAGGAGAUGGUAGAUAGCUCGUUAGAAAAGUCUUUUGGCAGCCCCAAGGAGAGGAAUUCUCUAGUGUCGAAGAAGGUUCGCUUCAGAGAAGGCAUACCAAGCAACACUGCGCUUCAGGCAAACUCAGCAGGACUGCAUGCCGAGGAGCCGUCGGAGUCUGACAGUGAAGAGGAGCGGUCUGGACUGACUUCUUCCACUGGGCAAAGGCCUCGAGGUCUAUCUUUACUCUGA